Messenger RNA from Emiliania huxleyi CCMP1516, 1428 nucleotides. RefSeq lists its product as hypothetical. The coding region runs from base 1 to 1428 and encodes 475 amino acids. The transcript is spliced from 2 exons. NCBI's taxonomy places the organism in Eukaryota, Haptophyta, Isochrysidales, Noelaerhabdaceae. The record is from RefSeq and is a predicted model, not a curated record.
AUGCUGCCGAUCAAGCGGAAGCACACGGAGGUGGAGGAGUCGCGCGAGCCGAAUCAGCCGCCACAGCAGCAGCAGCAGCAGCACGUUGCAGGCAGCGUUAGCAGCAGCGCCAACGGCGCGCCAGGGGAUCCGAGCGGCGCUGCAGUCGGCGCCGCAGACCUCUCGAUGCGAGACGGCCACUCUCGAGCUGCACCCUCCCUGCGCCUCAACCGUUUGGAGCUUAUGCACAAGGCAGGCGAGGAUGCGGAGCUCAUGCAACUCGCGAGUGACGAGGCGGAGAAGGCGGCGGAGGCGGCGGAGGCGGUCUGCCAGUACAUGCGGCGCCAAAUGCAAGGCUUGCGCGCGCGCUCGCAGCCGGAGGUGACGCCUGCCGCGGUGACCGCGGCAGUCGAGCCGGCGUCGCCACCGCGCCCAGCGGAGCGCCCGGAGUCUACCGCUGCGGAGGCGGAGGCGGAGGCGGAGGCGGAGGCGGAGGCGGAGGAGGCAUCCAGCGGCGGCGCCUCACAGCCCGGCCCCACCUCUGCCCUCUCCACCACCGCCUCUGCCGCGGCCACCAUCUCCGUCUCCCACUCCGUGGCAUCCCGACCCCCACGCGCCGAUGCACCGGACGAGCUGCAGACGUACGCGGUGAUGAUUGACUUCUGCUCGGCCCAUCAGAAGGGCAAGUGUGGUGAGGCGCGGACGACGCAGGAGAACGCUCUCUUCACAAGGGCGCUCCACAGCAUGGGCGACUGGUACUCGCACCAGGAGACGACGGUGAUCAAGCUCACCAAGCUGCCCGAGGGCUAUCCGAACGGCUUCGACUUCCCGGACGGCAUGGUUGCAAACACCGCGGACUAUGCGGGGCGUGGGUGGUGCUUCGAGGAGGCCUCGGUCGCCGGCCUCAUCAAAUCGUCGGGCAAGGUGCUCGACCUCGGCCAGUAUGACAAGGCCUCCAACCUCGAGGAGCUGAAGAAGGAGUGCAAGGCUGGCCGCGCCCCGCCACUCACGCCCGCCGAGUUCGACAGGCAGCUCGAGACCAAGUCGUUCACCUCGAAAAAGGCUGACCUCGCUCAGGUGCAGGCCCUCUACCUGCACGCGUAUGAGAGCCGAUUGGGCUGCGUGACGGAACUGUGGCUGCGCGAGCUUGGGUGGGCGGACGCCGAGUGCGAGCAGCUCAUCUCGGUGAUUCGCUCCGGGGUGCUCAAAGAGCUCAAGCUGCUGGUCCUCAACCUCAACGAUAUUGGAGACGACAGCGCCAACCUCCUCGCCGCCGAGAUACUGAACGGUGCGCUGCCAAAGCUCAAGGAGCUGAGCGUCUAUGGCAACGCGCGCCUCUCGACGAGCCGGGGGUUGGAUGAGCUUUGGAUGGCGUGCAAAGAGAGGCGCGUGGCCCUGUUCACGCGCGCGCAAGUGCCCGAGUGGUCGUAUAUGUCUCGUGUAUUGUAA